Messenger RNA from Saccharomyces eubayanus, 642 nucleotides. RefSeq names its product DNA polymerase epsilon noncatalytic subunit (gene DPB4). Gene Ontology annotation, biological process: DNA damage response; leading strand elongation; heterochromatin formation. Gene Ontology annotation, cellular component: epsilon DNA polymerase complex; CHRAC. Gene Ontology annotation, molecular function: chromatin DNA binding; protein heterodimerization activity. The transcript has a single exon. Bases 1 to 642 code for a protein of 213 amino acids. The record is from RefSeq and is a predicted model, not a curated record. NCBI's taxonomy places the organism in Eukaryota, Fungi, Ascomycota, Saccharomycetes, Saccharomycetales, Saccharomycetaceae.
AUGCCACCAAAAGGUUGGAGAAAGGACGCGCAAGGGAAUUAUCCCACCACAUCAUACAUCAAAGAACAAGAGAAUAUCACAAUCCAGGACUUACUGUUCCCCAGAAGCGCCAUCGUAAAUUUGGCGCGUGAAGUGCCCCAGCAAAGUGGCAAAAAGCUGUUGAUAAACAAAGACGCCUCAUUAGCGUUGCAGCGCGGUGCCACUGUGUUUGUUAACCACUUGCUCUUGUUUGCAAGAGAAAUUGCCAAGAGCCAGGAUAAAAAGAGUUGCAGUGUAGAUGACGUUUUGAGCGCAUUGGAUCACAUAGGGCAAUCAGCUUUGAAGGGAGCUGUCAGAGAUAAGCUCGAAGAAUACCAAGCUGCCGUUGAAUUGCGGAAAAAGGAAAAGCCUGAAAACGGCGACACUGAUACCAAUGCUGAUGCUGAUGCUGACGUGGAUAUGACUAUAGGGGGAGAUAUGGGAACCACACCUGCAGAAGAGGCCGGCGAACUUGAGGAAAUGGAAGAACACGAACAAGAGGGAGAGCCAUCGCAGACUGCGGAAGAGGCCUCUGACAAGAAACAGAAAACAGAAAUACAAAAUGCAGACGCUACGAUACGAAGCCCUGAGGAGAUGCCGUCCUCCACUGGAACCGUUCUCUAG